GCGACUGGUUGGAGCUACCGUCUCAAGACCUCGAGACCUCUAGACCUCGGGACCUCAAGACCCCAUCGAAAGGAUACAAGUACCCCAAAUACCCACACAGUUGAGGAGAUUUUUGUCGGAGUGACGCCUUCCGUGCGGUUUUAUUUUGCAACGGACUUUCUUUCCAGAGCGGAAACAAUUUCGGUGUGAAAAUUUGCAUAAAAUUACCUCGCGAAACCAGCAAAGGAAACAAAGACGUUAGGGAAACCGAUUUAAAGCCUUUUGGGCAGUUCUCGAGCUUGCAAAGUGCGUGAGAAAGUUGUCGGUGGCCCGCGAUUUUACAUAACACCCGAAUUACCGUCGUCUCCGGGGAGGGCAGCAGCGGCUCCAUCUCAAUCUUAGUCUAAAAAUCUCGACCCGAAACCCGAUAAAUUUCCACGCUAGCACCCUCGUUCCAAAAUGCAGCCCCUGAAGCGUUUUACACAAUGCGGCAGCCUGACCAUGCUCUUCGGCAUCUUCAUCAUCCUCUUCGGGGUCAGCUCCACGGCACUGACCACCUUCGGCAAGACCAACAACGGGCCACCGCCCACGCACCUUCCAGUGGUGAAAGGACGCGAGUGCUCUGCCCAUGAUGACUGUACGGCGAUAGAUCGCACCAGCUGCGUCAAGGAUCCGAACGACUACAAGUUGCGUUGCCUCUGCGGCGAUGAUACUGCUCCUGCAGGUGGCAAUUGUCCAGAUGUCCUUAAAGGCCUGCGUCACAAGUGCAACAGCAACAACGACUGCGAGGACGGAAUGGUUUGCCAGUUCGAGAAUAGUAACCGCACCAUCGGCGUGUCCAAGUUCAUGUCCAGCAAGACCAAGCUGUGCCUCUGCGACAACGACAACGGCUACGUGGAGGAUAUCCUGCACGACAUCUGCAGCGGAGCCAAUCUCAAUGCCCUGGUCAACAUCCUGAUGUCGAUCUGUUCCCUGCUGGCGCCCUUCUUGGUCUCCGCCCAAAUGCGAAAGCAUUUCUAGGAGGCGACCGUACGAGGAGGAGGAAGAGGAGGAGUUCGGAGUCGUAGUUUGGCGUUUAUCUCCCCUAGUGAUCCAUCAAAUGUGCCUCAGUGAAACCAACAUAAACCA
Drosophila kikkawai is the source of this 1107-nucleotide messenger RNA. It is a transcript of the gene sosie, whose product is annotated as sosie. NCBI's taxonomy places the organism in Eukaryota, Metazoa, Arthropoda, Insecta, Diptera, Drosophilidae. The record is from RefSeq and is a predicted model, not a curated record.